Mauremys reevesii (Reeves's turtle) is the source of this 6440-nucleotide messenger RNA. It is a transcript of the gene NRCAM, whose product is annotated as neuronal cell adhesion molecule. The transcript is spliced from 32 exons. Gene Ontology annotation, molecular function: cell-cell adhesion mediator activity. NCBI's taxonomy places the organism in Eukaryota, Metazoa, Chordata, Testudines, Geoemydidae. The coding region runs from base 461 to 4333 and encodes 1290 amino acids. The record is from RefSeq and is a predicted model, not a curated record. Gene Ontology annotation, biological process: brain development; cell-cell adhesion.
CUUUAGGGCAUACGCCCGGGAUGCGAGCGGCUGUUCUGCCGGCUGGGACAAGCUGCAGGGGCAAUUGUGUUCACGUGUCUGCCCCAGCCCCUGAGCCGGGCGCGCGCACCGUGGCAUUAACGAGACCAGGCGGCCAGGCCCGCCGCCUCCCACCCUAUCAGACCAAGCAGUAACAUAAAGAAGUCCCAAGAGAUAAGAAGAAAAGAAAAACAGAGACACACAUCAUCGUGCUCUGAAAAUAUUUGUACAAAGGUGAAGCUACCCAGAUACUUGAAGCCUUGUGAGCAGGUGGCUUCCUGGGAACCAUCACUGUGUGCUGUGCCAAUACCCAGUGCUCUGCUCCUGAGUCAUUGCUUUCUUGGUUACAUUUACAUAACUAUUCCAACAUCUAGUUUGGUAAGAAGAAAAGAAAGUUGGGCUUGUUUGUCUCAGUGGGAUUUAACUAAUCCACCUUAAAAUAAUGAUGACAAAAAAGACCAUAUCUGCAAGCAGAGCUUUCCUGAUUCUCUUUCUGUGCCAGAUGAUUACUGCAUUGGAAGUACCUCUUGAUCCAAUACUUCUCAAAGAAUUAUCACAGCCUCCAACAAUAACUCAGCAAUCUCCAAAAGACUACAUUGUUGAUCCUCGAGAGAAUAUUGUAAUACAAUGUGAAGCAAAAGGGAAGCCACCUCCUAGUUUCUCAUGGACCCGUAAUGGAACUCAUUUUGAUAUAGAUAAAGAUGCCCGGGUAACAGUGAAACCAAACUCAGGAACCUUGGUAAUAAACAUUAUGAAUGGCGGAAAGGCAGAAGCAUAUGAAGGAGUAUAUCAGUGUACAGCAAGGAAUGAACGUGGAGCAGCAAUUUCCAAUAACAUUGUUAUACGCUCAUCCAGAUCCCCCUUGUGGACUAAAGAAAAAGUAGAACCAAAACAUGUCAGAGAAGGUGAUCCUCUAGUACUUCACUGCAGCCCUCCAGUAGGCUUACCACCACCUAUAAUAUUUUGGAUGGAUAAUUCUUUCCAGAGGCUGCCUCAAAAUGAAAGAGUUUCCCAAGGUCUAAAUGGAGACCUUUAUUUUUCUAAUGUAAAACCAGAGGACACUCGUGAGGACUAUAUUUGUUAUGCGAGAUUUAAUCACACUCAGACUAUACAGCAGAAGCAACCUAUUUCUGUGAAGGUGUUUUCAAUGGAUUCAUUGAAUGAAACUAUAUCUGCUAAUUUGAGUGGCACUGAUUUUUAUGGUGCCAAGCCAUUGACAGAGAGACGACCAACUCUUCUAACUCCAGUGGGGAGCACAAGUAAUAAAGUGGAACUAAGGGGAAAUGUACUUUUGCUGGAGUGCAUUGCAGAAGGAUUACCCACACCAGUUAUCCGCUGGAUUAAAGAAGGUGGAGAACUGCCCAUCAACAGAACAUUUUUUGAAAAUUUUAAAAAAACUCUCAAAAUCAUAGAGGUUUCUGAAGCUGAUUCUGGAAAAUACAAAUGUGUAGCAAGAAAUCCAUUAGGUUCCACUCACCAUACCAUUACAGUAACUGUCAAAGCUGCUCCAUACUGGAUCACAGCACCUAGAAACCUUGUGUUGUCUCCUGGAGAGGAUGGAACCCUGAUCUGCAGAGCUAAUGGCAACCCCAAACCUAAUAUUAGCUGGCUAACAAAUGGUGUGCCCAUAGCAAUUGCCCCGGAAGAUCCUAGCAGAAAAGUGGAUGGUGAUACCAUUAUUUUCUCUGAUGUGCAAGAAAGAUCAAGUGCUGUUUAUCAAUGCAAUGCCUCUAAUGAAUAUGGAUACUUGCUGGCAAAUGCAUUUGUGAAUGUUUUGGCUGAGCCACCAAGAAUUCUGACUCCUGCUAAUAAAUUAUAUCAAGUCAUUGCAAACAAUCCUGCGUUGCUAGAUUGUGCUUUUUUUGGUUCACCUGUGCCUGAAAUUGAAUGGUUUAAGGGAGUAAAAGGGAGCAUCCUGCGCGGAGAUCUUUAUGUUUUCCAUGACAAUGGAACUCUGGAAAUUCCUGUGGCACAAAAGGAUAGUACUGGCACAUAUACCUGUGUAGCAAGGAAUAAAUUAGGAAAGGUACAAAAUGAGGUCCAUCUAGAAGUCAAAGAUCCAACAAUGAUUAUUAAACAGCCUGAAUACAAAAUCAUUCAAAGGGGUGGCCAGGUUUCCUUUGAGUGUACUAUAAAGCACGAUCCUACCUUAAUACCAACUAUUACGUGGGUGAAGGAUAAUGGUGAACUGCCAGAUGAUGAAAGGUUUAUUAUUCAUAAAGAUAGUUUGGCCAUCAUGAAUGUAACUGAUAAGGAUGAUGGAACCUAUACAUGUGUAGCAAAUACUACGUUGGACAGCGUUUCUGCAAGUGCCGUACUCACUGUUGUUGCUGCUACCCCAACUCCAGCUAUCAUUUACGAUCGUCCAAAUCCACCCUUUGAUUUAGAAUUAACAGAUCAGCUAGAAAGAAGCAUACAGCUGUCCUGGAUACCAGGAUAUGACAAUAACAGCCCCAUUACAAAUUUUGUCAUUGAAUAUGAAGAUGGAAUGCAUGAACCAGGGGUAUGGCAUUACCAGACAGAAGUCCGUGGGACUCAGACAACUGUACAGUUAAAGCUGUCUCCAUAUGUUAACUAUUCAUUCCGUGUAAUAGCUGUCAAUGAGAUUGGUAGAAGUCAGCCAAGUGAAGCAUCUGAACAAUACCUAACAAAAGCUGCAAAGCCAGAUGAAAAUCCUUCCGGUGUUCAAGGGAUAGGAUCAGAACCCGAUAAUUUGGUGAUUAUAUGGGAGCCUUUAAAAGGUUUUCAGUCCAAUGGACCGGGUCUUCAAUACAAAGUCAGUUGGCGUCAGAAAGAUGUUGGUGAUGAGUGGACUUCUGUUAUAGUUGCAAAUGUUUCAAAAUAUAUUGUAUCUGGAACACCAACCUUUGUUCCAUAUGAGAUAAAAGUACAGGCUUUAAAUGACUUAGGAUAUGCACCAGAACCUGCAGAGGUGAUUGGACAUUCUGGGGAAGACUUACCAAUGGUUGCUCCAGGCAACGUGCAGGUGCACAUUGUUAACAGCACAUUAGCCAAGGUGCACUGGGACCCCGUUCCACUAAAAACUGUCCGAGGACGCCUUCAAGGAUACAGGAUUUACUACUGGAAAGUACAGAGUUUAUCUAAAAGAAGGCGGCGGCAUGUGGAGAAAAAGAUUCUGACAUUCAGUGGAAACAAGACACAUGGAAUGUUGCCGGGACUGGAGCCUUAUAGUUCUUACAAGCUGAAUGUUAGAGUUGUUAAUGGUAAAGGGGAAGGACCAGCAAGCCCUGACAAAUUAUUUAAGACUCCUGAAGGAGUUCCUAGCUCACCUUCCUUUCUGAAGAUUACUAAUCCAACACUGGACUCUCUCACUUUGGAAUGGGGUCUACCUACUCACCCAAAUGGUGUUUUGAUAGCGUAUACACUAAAGUUUCAACCAAUUAACAGCACUCAUGAAUUCGGCCCCUUGGUAGAGAUCAGAAUUCCUGCAAACGAGACCAGCUUGAUAUUAAGUAAUUUAAAUUACAGCACACGAUACAAGUUUUACUUUUAUGCACAAACAUCAGUUGGAGCUGGAAGUCAAAUAACUGAGGAAGCAGUAACAAUUAUGGAUGAAGGUAAGAUGGUGCGACCAGUUUAUCCAAGGAUCAGAAAUGUUACUGCAUCUGCUGCUGAGACCUAUGCCAAUAUCAGUUGGGAGUAUGAGGGACCAGAUCAUGUGAACUUUUAUGUUGAAUAUGGUGUAGCAGGCAGCAAAGAAGAUUGGAAAAAAGACAUUGUAAAUGGUUCUCGGAGCUUCUUUGUGUUAAAGGGUUUAACACCAGGAACGUCAUAUAAAGUCCGGGUUGGUGCUGAGGGUCUGUCUGGUUUUGUGAGUUCAGAGGAUGUGUUUGAGACAGGUCCAGCAAUGGCAAGCCGGCAGGUUGACAUUGCUACUCAAGGAUGGUUCAUUGGUCUUAUGUGUGCUGUUGCUCUUCUUAUCUUGAUUUUGCUGAUUGUUUGCUUCAUAAGGAGGAAUAAGGGUGGCAAAUAUCCAGUGAAGGAAAAGGAAGAUGCACAUGCUGAUCCAGAAAUACAGCCUAUGAAAGAAGAUGACGGAACAUUUGGUGAAUACAGUGACGCAGAGGAUCAUAAACCCCUAAAGAAAGGAAGCCGAACACCUUCAGACAGGACUGUGAAAAAGGAGGACAGUGAUGAUAGUUUAGUUGACUAUGGCGAAGGUGUAAACGGUCAGUUCAAUGAGGAUGGCUCCUUUAUUGGACAAUACAGUGGUAAAAAAGAGAAAGAACCUGCAGAAGGAAAUGAAAGUUCUGAGGCUCCUUCUCCUGUCAAUGCCAUGAAUUCCUUUGUUUAAUCAAGAAACUCAAUUCCCUUCCUACAAUAUUUUCCAUUGUGUUUAAAGCACUUGUGCAUCCUCCUUCUCAUACUAAGAACAUACAGGUGACAAAGCUCCUAGCAACAAGAUGUUUAUACUAUGAGAACAUAUAGGUCAAUACAGUUACACACUAUAAAAACACAAUAAGUGAUGUGUUAGUGUGAAUCAAAGUGCAAAACUCAAAAAUUUUGCUCUGAAUUUGAGUAUUUUUGCUUUUUUUAAAAAGAAACUGACAAAAAUAAUAUAACAUCAUCUGAUAAUGUUAUUUCCUGUCGAAAAUACAGUAUAAUGCAUGAAAAAUGCUACACAUUUCACAGAUAAACCUGUGUAUGCUAUUAAAAUCUGGUUUGAUGCUUUGUUAUGCAGUCCUCAGCUGAAUCCCUGGAUAUGAAUUCCGUUUUCAUUGUCAGAGUGUUAUAGUAGUGUUAUAUAGAACUUCAAUGUCUUUGUGGACAUUGUUGUGAAAUUGGUGACUUAAUGUCUAGCUAUCAUAUGUCUUUUUGCAAGACAGUUAGGAACAGUAUGUAUGGUAUAUAAUUGCUAAAUGAUUUAAUUAUGACACUUGCAUUUGCUGAUGCUUACUGAGACCCUGUUAUCUGCUCUUUGUUCCUAUUACUUUAUAGCCUUCCUAAUCUAUCAAGUAUUACAGCACUACAGUGUUCCAUUUUUACAUCGUGUAUAUGUUGGAUUGCUUUUAAGACAUAAAACAAUAUCCGUUGCAAUGCAUUUUGGAAUUUGUACAGUCACUGAAGUGAAAUUUUAAAAUGAGACAAAAUAUUCCAGAAGACACAGGGCAAAAUACAUUCAGUGCCUUUAUAGAAUAUGCAUUCCAUAAUGCACUGUACUGCUAAGUUGGUGCAAUAAACUGUGAUUAGUGAACUACUAUCAUUGCCAAACAAAGUAACUGGUAAAAAGCAGAGAUGUUAUGAAACUAUUGAGCUGCAAAAUGCAAGGUUUAACAUUUUUUAAAUUACACAAAGCACAAUAUGAUUUUUUUCCUUGAAGAUAAAAUAACAGCUUUUAGACAAUUAGAGCACAACGUGAUGUCAUGGCCUUCCACGGUUUAUACACAAAUGGCUGAAUUCAGAUAUUUUACUAAUGCUGCAAAAACCUAAAACUCUCUUGCAAAAUAUGUUAAAAAAUACCAUGCCAGCAACAGCACAUUUUCCUCUGAGUCAUUGCUUGACCCAUGUGGCAGCUUUUGAAAUUAUCUACAGCAUGAAAGCAGUGUGUAGAUUACUGCUCAGAACCACAAAAUUCAAGGAAUCUGACAAAUGCUAACAAGGUUUAGUGGUAAAGGAUUACUGUUAUCAGUUACAAAAAUAUUCUCUCACAUACUAUAUCAAUCAAACGGUUUACCUCCAAAUAUGAAAUUUUAUAACAACCUAUGGUUGAAGGAAUGCUCAGUUUCAUUUGCCAAUAAAUUGGUUUUUCAUAACUUGCAUCAAGUUUAAUUUUAAGUAUGCUUUUUAUAUGUAGAUAUUUGUUGAAUUUGUAAAUACACUUAAAGUGUAGAUGCUAUAUGCUUCUAGGUGUUACAAACAAAUAAACAAAACAAAAAAAGCCUAUGUUGUACUGUGUAAGAAGUACUACAGCCAAUGGAGUGCUUGGUAUUUUAAAGCAUCUACUUAAAUAUAUAUUUUUUGCUGUGAAAAUGAAAUAGUGAACUGUUCUACUUAUUUACUGAAGAUUUCUAGAUAUUAUCUUAAGAGCUUGUGUCUGUGGAUUACAUUAGACCAUAGUACACCUUGCAGCUUUUAUGUAUGUAUUGUAGGUAAAGCACAAUUUGAAGUAAUCACAAAUGGAAGUCAGAUGUUCAAGCUUCUUUUGCACCAUUAGCUUUCCAUAAUCCAUUUUCCUUAUGGAAACAAAAAAAAAAAUGACCUAUAUAACACUGAUUACAAAGCACAAAGAGAGUUUCUUAAUAAGAUUUCCCAAUGGUAUUGGUAACAAUGAAGUGAAAUUUUACUCUUCUUUAAUUGUAGAUGCUGAAUUUAUCUGUGCAUGUAAGAGUACACAUACAGGCUCACUUCUGUAAUAGUGCAACAGAUUUUGUAUUAAAAAUAAAUGUGGUUUUAAAAUUUCA